Molecule: messenger RNA, 2092 nt
Organism: Onychostoma macrolepis
Lineage: Eukaryota; Metazoa; Chordata; Actinopteri; Cypriniformes; Cyprinidae
Gene: bcl7a
Product: BAF chromatin remodeling complex subunit BCL7A
Exons: 6
Coding region: 150-758 (202 amino acids)
Source: RefSeq, a predicted model, not a curated record
ACGCGUAGCCGCAUUGACCGUGUUUCUCAUGCUUCCAGGGCAUUUGGCUUCAGCGCAGGCGCACAAACCCCGCCUCUCUCCUGUGCUGUGUGCAUUCGCAUUGUGUCUAAACAGGCAGCGAGCAAAAAGAUAUUUUACCAACAGCAGUAAUGUCGGGCAGGUCGGUUCGAGCGGAGACGCGGAGCAGGGCGAAAGAUGACAUCAAGCGGGUUAUGGCUGCAAUUGAAAAAGUGCGGAAAUGGGAGAAGAAAUGGGUGACUGUUGGAGACACGUCACUGCGAAUCUACAAGUGGGUACCAGUGACAGAGCCCAAGUCAGAUGAUAAGAGCAAGAACAAGAAGAAAGGCAAAGAUGACAAAUAUGGCUCCGAGGUCACUACCCCUGAGAACAGCUCUUCUCCUGGAAUGAUGGAUAUGCAUGAUGAUAACAGUAACCAGAGCUCCAUUGCAGACUCCUCCCCACUGAAGCAAGAGACCAGCAACAACACUAGUCCUGCACCCGAACCCAUGGCGGCUUCUCAGAAUGACAGCAAUGACUUAAAAAGCGACCAAUAUCCUUCCAAACAGCCUUCAUCUGUUCAGGAUCAUAAGAGUGAACAAAGCCACUGCUCAUCAGAAUCUAUAACAGCCAAAAGGGACAGCAAGUCACAGGAGGAUUCAGAGCACUUUUUAGACUCUUCCAAAUUGGCCCAGGAUUUGGAAGAUGGUGCUCCCCCAAGCAAAAAAGGGAAAAUCGAUUCUUCCUCUGAAGAAAGUUAACUAUCUUCUGCCAGCUGUCAGGCAAUUGCGAUCCCCAUCUCUUAUCCUGAAACACAUCACAACAUAGGAGGUUUUCUUCAGUUCUACACUCUUCCCUACUACCAUCUAUUCACUUUAAUCCAGAAAACCUGUCUCUUGUGGUCAUUUUUAGUGUGGAGGGCAUGUCGGGAUCAUCAUUGUAUGAGUAAGGGUAAUGAAUCAAGCUGUGAGAUAUUGUACUGAUCCUAAAACAGUUCAUGCUACCCUACAAUCACUACGUGCUAUUUCUUUUACUAAGAUCAGUAUCGUCAAAUGAAACGGCACUGGAACUGCCAUAGUUUUUCCAAAUUGGCAUUGAUACCAACUGCCAUUUGCGAUUUUAAAAAAAUUGUAUCACUCACCUUUUCUUGUUCACUCAGGAAGGUCAACACACUGUUUUUUAAAUCACGCUGAAAUAACUGAUUUCUGCUGCUGUAGUUUAGUGAGAUUUCACCAUAAGUAGCUAAAUAUAAAAAAAUGCAAAUGGUACUAGUCACAAGUUAUCCAACUUCUCCUGUGAAGACCAUAGCUUGUAGCAUAGGCCCUGCUUGGUUGAGUACAUUUGUGUUACUGAGAAAAGGAAUGCUUUUUUUUUUUUUUUGUCUUGUCUGUCUACACAAUUCUCCAAGUGCCCACACUUGAGUGUCUCGCUUUAAUUUUUUUUUUUUCCCAAAGUCAAGUAACCCACAACUGUUGAUUUCACUAAUGUUCAAGUUAAACUGUGGUGUUCAAACCAAGCUUUGAAAUGCUGGUUGCCAUUUCAACAGCACUACAACCUUCCAACAUACACAAGGGAUACAAUAAUAGCAUAAUUUUGAUACAUGAAAUUCACAAAUUACUGUUUCUUUCAGCAGCAACUGUACUGACCGCAUGUGUCGUCGUCCAAGGAAAAACGUGACAUUGAUUAGAUUGUAACACAGGCAGGUUAUGGGUAGACAGCUGUGCGAAUACCUCAUACUCAGUCCAGCAGUGCUGGAAUGUAAACACUAAGUAUGACUUUCUCGAAAUUACUCUGUUACGUAUGCUUGAAAAAUAAAAUGUAUAUAUUUAUACGAUUACGUUUUUGCUACCCUUAUGUUUUUGCCACAGUAUUUCGCCAAACUAUUGCCUUCUGUAGUUCAAUCUUUGAAACCUUUCGCAAAAUGUAUUCGUUGGGACCAUAUUGUUUUUUUUGUUUGUUUUUUUCCCAGUAUAUAAUAGAAAUGUCUUGUACAGAAGUAUGGUUGUGUCUAACCUAUUUAUUCCACAUGUAGUUUAUUGGUUUUCUAAAAAACAACAAAAAAAAAAAACAAAUAAAAGAAAAUAUUUCCUUUGAA